Molecule: messenger RNA, 820 nt
Organism: Carica papaya (papaya)
Lineage: Eukaryota; Viridiplantae; Streptophyta; Magnoliopsida; Brassicales; Caricaceae
Source: RefSeq, a predicted model, not a curated record
AUCUGCCUUGUUUUGGUCAGUAUAUGUCUGUUCCAUGCUUCUUGGGUUGCUACUAUCUGGGUUUGUGUUUGGAGGUGUUGUUAUGCGAUGCCUGGUUGAGAAGCCUAUACAGAUUUCAACUAACCUCAAUUUCGACUACACGAAAAGUAGUCCAGUUGCUUACAUGCCAUUAAUGUCUUCUGCUAGUUUUGGCAAUCCUCAACAUUAUAUACAGCAAAUUGAUGAGAAGAUUGUUAGUACUCAUACAAUUCCUUAUAAUCACAAGCUGCAGCUUACUGUCUCAUUAACAGUACCCGAAUCUGAGUAUAACAGAAAACUUGGUGUUUUCCAGGUUAGGGUAGAGUUCCUGUCUGCAAAUGGUAAAGUUACUGCAAGCUCAAGCUUUCCCUGCAUGCUGCAGUUCAAGAGCCAUGCUAUCCGUUUUGCAGAAACCAUUAUCAGAAGCGUUCCUCUGCUAGCCGGUCUGCAAUCAGAAUCCCAGAUCCUGAACAUUAAAAUGAAUGAAUUCAGGGAAGGACUUGAACCUACAGCAUGCUUGAAGGUGAUCCUGGAACAGCGAGCCGAGUACAGACCUGGUGCAGGAAUACCUGAAAUAUAUGCUGCAUCACUAACUCUUGAAUCUGAACUUCCUCCAUUGAAAAGGAUUAUUUGGAAUUGGAGGAUAACAAUGUUUGUUUGGGCUAGUCUUUUUUGGUUCCUAACAGAACUGCUACUCAUUUUACUAUGCUAUAGACCUAUGAUUAUGCCAGGAGGAAGCCAAAUACUUGUUCAUGGGAAAAAAGGAUCUCAUUUUAAGUUCAUCUCUUGGAAAUAAAUGCAG